AAAAAAAGGAACUAAUGAUGCGUACUCAAAGACAGUUAACUUUUGAUCCAGGACAGUGCCAUUUGCUGUGGAGAGGUUUUCAUCUUUUCAUAACUAAGAGAAGAAGAUGCCAUUUAGUUGCUGGUUAUUCUGCAUCUAUGUUCUCUGGCUCAAAGUGUCUCCAGCUCGGAGCGAGUCAUGGAAUAUAGAGGUUCCUCAAUCUGUGGUCGGCCUCGAGGGCUCAUGUAUGGUGAUUCCCUGCCUGUUUAGGUACCCUGGUGUAGACAGGAAGGCUUCACACUUUACUGGAAUCUGGUACACGGAUUCCUAUGAGAAAGUCUACUAUCCAGUAACGUCCAAAAUCAGCAGUGCCUUUCAGCAGCGUACGAGCCUCUGGGGUGACUUAAGCCACCGAAACUGCUCUCUGAAAAUCAACCCUUUGCGUCGUAGUGAUGUCGGCCCAUUCAUGUUCCGGAUUGAGAUUGAAGAUUUCAACAAGUACACAUUUGUUCACAAUAAAGUGUCUAUUACAAUAAAAGCAGAUUCUGGAUUUCCUACACUAUCCAUCCCAGAGGGAAUGAGUGCAGGGAAAAAGGUGACCACCACCUGUUCAGUGCUUCACUCUUGUCCCUCUGACCCACCCAACCUUACCUGGAGCCACAAAGGAGCACUUAGCAGCCAAUCACUCCAGCAGUCCAAUGGCCAGUGGAAGAUUACAUCUUCUCUGAGCUUUACACCCUCCAAAAUAGACCACAAGAAAACUCUCAGAUGCACAGCUGUAUUUACAGGAGACAAGAAAUUUGACAGCAUGAAAACACUUGAAGUAAAAUAUGCUCCAGAAAAUGUUGCAGUGAUUUCAGAGGUUUCGGUGGUCGAGGGCAGUGCCUUGAACAUGACCUGCUCCAGUGACAGUAAUCCUGCUCCCCACACAUACCACUGGUUUACUGAGGCUGGGACCUUGCUGUCAGAAGGACACACUUUCACACUGAAGAAUGUGUCCAGACACAUAGGAACCAUCUACUGCACAGCCAUUAACACAGAGGGACAAGCCAACUCCAGUCCAACACAACUCAUCGUAUUGUAUCCUCCUGAGAUUAAAGUUGGCUCCUCAUGUACUUUGGACAUCUCAGGAGUAACAUGUCUGUGUGUAGUAGACUCCUAUCCUGCCAGUGAAAUCAAGUUGUGGGGUGCAGAUCCAUCAUCAGAGCUGCACAGAACUCAAGAAGAGAAACACGGCACUCUGACUAUGGUGACCCUACAGGAGGCGCUAGGUUUCUUUGACACUGUGCACUGCCAAGCCACUAACACUCAGGGGAACUACACCAUGGCAUUACAAGUACCACACAGCCAUGAGACACACAACAGCAAGCUCCUGUACAUUUCAGUUGCUGUCGUUGCAUUUGUUGUGACAGUCAUAGGCCUCUCAGUGUGGAUAAUAAAAUGCUGCAGGAGGACUGAACCUCUCACAACACCACAGCCAAAGACGGAAAUGAAAGUGACCAGCGACUCUGUACCAGAAAGGAAAUGCAAAGAUGUGAGCCCAAGCUAUGAUGGAAGUCAGCAAGUGUAUGGCAACCUGUCAUUUAAAGAGUCAUAUGAAGAGGAGUACCCCUACGAAUCUGCUAAUGAAUAUGAAGCAACAUAUGCUAAUGUGUGAAUGCCAGAGAAACUUGUUCGAAGGUGUGAUAUUUUAAAUUCCAUAAGAGUAAAAUAUAUUCAUCUAACCUGUCAAAAAAUAUUGUGAAAUUUUAUUAUAAUAACAAUACAUUUACAAUGCAGUAUAGUAUACUACAGCAAUCAUAGAGUAUUUUUUCAAAGACUGCAAAUCUUAAAAAUACAACAGAAAACAAUCAUUGUCACUGUAGUCUGAGAUUAAAUACUGCAUAUAUUUAUUUUGCUUUGUAUUAAAGUAUUAAUGUACAUUA
Messenger RNA from Ictalurus punctatus (channel catfish), 1904 nucleotides. RefSeq names its product sialoadhesin. NCBI's taxonomy places the organism in Eukaryota, Metazoa, Chordata, Actinopteri, Siluriformes, Ictaluridae. The transcript has 10 exons. The record is from RefSeq and is a predicted model, not a curated record. Bases 107 to 1636 code for a protein of 509 amino acids.